GUUCCCCACUGGGUGACGUCACGGGGUGAGAGGUCGGCUGCACAGUAGCUAUGGCCGGCUGUUCCGGGGUACCGGGGCUAGGAGCGGCGCUGCAGGUGCUCCUGGCCGGGGCCGUGUGGCUGGUGGCCGCGGAGAAGACGCUGUACGGACCGCAGGACGCCGGCAUCUCCAUACUGGAGCGGAAAUCGGUGCCCGGCGCCCUGUAUAACUCAUCCUCCGCCUGGCUGCUGGAGUUCUAUUCCUCCUGGUGCGGACACUGCAUCAACUACGCCCCCACCUGGCGGGACCUGGCCUCGGAUGUGCUGGACUGGAAUCCCGCAGUGCGGAUCGGAGUGUUAAACUGCGCCGACGAGGAGAAUACCGCCAUCUGCAAAGAUUAUGGCGUCCAGUUCUAUCCAACGUUUCGGUUCUUUGGGGCGUUUACGAAAGACUUCACUCAAGGAGAAAACUACAAAGCGGAAGCUGACAGAGAGGUGCCAACCGUCCGACAUGUCAUCAUUGAUUACCUGGAGAGCCUCCCUGCCGAGCACAGACCCCCGGCGUGCCCGUCCCUCCAGCCAAUCAGCUCCGGUGACAUCACUUCUCUUCUUACCCAGAAGGAGCCCCAUUACACCGCCAUCAUCUUUGAGAGCGAGACCUCCUACGUUGGACGUGAGGUGAUCCUGGACUUGAUGCAGUUUGAGAACAUUGCGGUGCGGAGGGCGCUGAACUCAGACAAGGCCAUGUUGGAGAAGCUCGGCGUUGUUUCAGUUCUGUCCUGUUACCUGAUCUACCCGAACGCUUCACAUGGAUUAAUUAACAUUGUGAAGCCCCUGCGCUCUGUGGUCUCCUCUCAUUUGAAGUCCUUGCCAGGGGUAAGGAAGAAAGCCGGGGCUCACUCAGCGCUACCCGAGAGGCUCCCCAGCGAGGACAAAGAGGAAGACGUGGCAUGGAAGGACUACGAUAAGUCCAAGUUGUAUGCAGCCGACCUGGAGUCCUCCUUACAUUACCUGCUCCGGGUGGAACUUGCCACUCACCAGACGCUGGAAGGAGAGAAGCUGAAAACCUUCAAGGAUUUUGUCAUCCUGCUGUAUAAGUUGUUCCCAGGGCGCCCCCAUGUGGUAAAACUUCUGGAAACGCUGCAGGAGUGGCUCGUCAGUAUGCCGCUGGACAAGAUCCCUUAUGAUGCCAUCUUGGACCUGGUCAACAACAAAAUGCGGAUCUCUGGAAUCUACCUCACAAACCACGUGGAGUGGGUCGGCUGCCAGGGGAGCAGGGCACAGCUGAGAGGAUACCCCUGCUCCCUCUGGAUGCUGUUUCACAGUCUCACAGUGCAGGCGGCGGCGCAGCCAGAUGCCCUGAGCAACACAGAGUUUGAAGGCGACGCUCAGGCAGUGCUGAAAACCAUGAGAGGAUACAUCAGGGAGUUUUUCGGAUGCCGGGAAUGCGCCCAGCACUUUGAAGCCAUGGCCAAGGAAUCGGUGGACAGCGUGAAAACGGCGGAGGAGGCGGCGCUGUGGCUGUGGAGAAAACACAACGUGGUCAACAAGAGGCUGGCCGGUGCUCCAAGUGAGGAUCCAAAAAGCCCGAAGCUAGAGUGGCCAACGCCCGACCUGUGCCCUGCCUGCCACGAGGAGGUAAACGGGCUUCACAGCUGGAAUGAAAAGGAAGUCCUCGCCUUCCUCAAGCGGCACUACGGCGCCAAAGAGAUCUCCCUACAGUACGCCGAUCCUAACGAGGAUGCGAAGAACGACAACCUUCACGCCAAGGAUCCCGGAGGAGGCGCCGACUCCGGCCUGAAGAAGCCACACGACCAGCCGAUUGUCAGACCGGACUUCAUAGACAAGCUGGUUCCAAAACCUAUCGAAAAGGAGAAAAGCUCCGAGCACCAGGAGGGCAACAAGAUGUCCGUCAGCUUCCUGGGCCUUGGCUUCUCCAACAUAGACAUGAGCCUGUGUGUGGUUCUCUACAUCACCUCCUCCUUAUUUUUAAUGAUCAUGUAUUUCUUUUUCAGAGUUCGGUCCAAAAGAUGGAAAAUCAGGUAUAACCGGCCACAUGUAUAAUUUUUUUAAUUUUUUUUUUUAUUUAAUUUUACCCACCCAGUUGACCAUUUUUGACUCCCCAGAGUUUUUGUACUAAUUGCUUUAAUAUAUGUAUGUAUCAUGAUCAGGGACCGAUGUAUUUGGAUGCGUUUGUACGAGAUUAGAAAUGGGGUCAGCUUUAUUUUUUCAAAAACAGUGCCACUCCUGACCCAUAGGCUAAGUCUGGUAUUGCAGCUCAGCUCCAGUCACUCACUGCAGUACUGCAUACAGCUCUGCGGGGGUUAAAUAUGCCCUCUGUCUAAUCUCGUACAACCCCCUUAAUACACAUUUUUAAAAGGGGUUCUUUGGGUGUCUAAUAUCCUCAGGGAUGGGUCAUCAGUACCUGAUCGGUGAGGGGCCUUUUCCAGCACCCUGGACCAUCAGCCGUAAGCACCGCGGCUUCCUAACAGCUUGCCAAGCACAGCGCCGUCCAUUGACGGUGGCUGUGCUUGGUAUUGCAGCUCAUUCCGAUCCACUCGAAUGGGACUGAGCUGCGCCUAGGACCUGUGACCAACGAACGUGAUGUCUCUGUCCUAGAAAGAGGCCACUGCUCUUACAGAGUGCCACAUC
Bufo bufo (common toad) is the source of this 2630-nucleotide messenger RNA. It is a transcript of the gene QSOX2, whose product is annotated as quiescin sulfhydryl oxidase 2. Gene Ontology annotation, biological process: protein folding. The transcript has 12 exons. The coding region runs from base 51 to 2042 and encodes 663 amino acids. NCBI's taxonomy places the organism in Eukaryota, Metazoa, Chordata, Amphibia, Anura, Bufonidae. The record is from RefSeq and is a predicted model, not a curated record. Gene Ontology annotation, cellular component: Golgi membrane. Gene Ontology annotation, molecular function: flavin-dependent sulfhydryl oxidase activity; protein disulfide isomerase activity.